Dromaius novaehollandiae (emu) is the source of this 959-nucleotide messenger RNA. It is a transcript of the gene RALA, whose product is annotated as RAS like proto-oncogene A. Gene Ontology annotation, biological process: Ras protein signal transduction; regulation of exocytosis. The transcript is spliced from 5 exons. NCBI's taxonomy places the organism in Eukaryota, Metazoa, Chordata, Aves, Casuariiformes, Dromaiidae. Gene Ontology annotation, molecular function: GDP binding; GTPase activity; GTP binding. Gene Ontology annotation, cellular component: plasma membrane. The record is from RefSeq and is a predicted model, not a curated record. The coding region runs from base 273 to 893 and encodes 206 amino acids.
CAGCCCUGAAUUUUGCCAGCAUUAUAUCUCUUCCCUGGAUCGUGAAGAACUUAAGAGCAAACUGACCUCACUUCCCUCUACAAAAUGACAGAGUAUUUAUGACAAGCUAAUCUUUAAGAUUUGAAGUAUGUGGUAGCAUGGAGUUUUGCUGUCUUCAGUAUCUUGCUGGAAUGUUGUUCACUAACAGUUAUUGAGGACUGGAUGAUUCAGGGUACCGCUUGGACUGGUUGGAUUUUCUCAUUUUACACCUGUGAAGUUUCUGCAAUCCGAAGAUGGCAGCAAAUAAGCCUAAAGGACAGAAUUCAUUGGCUUUACACAAAGUCAUCAUGGUGGGAAGUGGUGGUGUCGGAAAAUCUGCUUUAACACUGCAGUUUAUGUAUGAUGAGUUUGUAGAAGAUUAUGAGCCCACCAAAGCAGACAGCUACAGGAAAAAAGUAGUUCUGGAUGGGGAAGAAGUACAAAUUGAUAUAUUGGACACAGCAGGGCAGGAGGACUAUGCUGCAAUUAGAGAUAACUACUUCCGAAGUGGAGAAGGCUUUCUUUGUGUCUUCUCUAUUACAGAGCUGGAGUCCUUCGCAGCUACUGCAGACUUCAGGGAGCAGAUUUUAAGAGUAAAAGAAGAUGAGAAUGUCCCUUUUUUGCUAGUUGGUAACAAAUCAGAUCUGGAAGAUAAAAGGCAAGUUUCUGUAGAAGAAGCAAAAAACAGAGCUGAUCAGUGGAAUGUUAACUAUGUGGAAACUUCUGCAAAAACACGAGCUAAUGUUGACAAGGUGUUUUUCGAUUUAAUGAGAGAAAUUAGAGCCAGAAAAAUGGAAGACAGCAAAGAGAAGAAUGGGAAGAAGAAAAGAAAAAGCCUAGCUAAGAGAAUCAGAGAAAGAUGUUGCAUUUUAUAAUCAAAACCCUGAAUUCCUUUCCUACCCUGACCAUACUAAUAAAAAACAUAAUUUAUAAGCAUGCCA